GCACUGCAGCAUUCCCCGACUGCAGCUCCAGCCGCCGCCCGCGCCUCUCCGGCCUCCGCAGCCCCCGCCGCCGCCAGCACCAUGGCCAGCACCAUGUCCGCCUACAAGGAGAAGAUGAAGGAGCUGUCAGUGCUGUCGCUCAUCUGCUCCUGCUUCUACUCACAGCCGCACCCCAACACCAUCUACCAGUAUGGGGACAUGGAGGUGAAGCAGCUGGACAAGAGGGCCUCUGGCCAGAGCUUCGAGGUCAUCCUCAAGUCCCCUUCUGACCUAUCCCCGGAAAGCCCUGUGCUCUCCUCUCCCCCCAAGAGGAAGGACACCUCUCUGGAGGAGGUGCAGAAGCGGCUGGAGGCAGCUGAGGAGCGGAGAAAGACGCAGGAGGCGCAGGUGCUGAAGCAGCUGGCGGAGCGGCGCGAGCACGAGCGCGAGGUGCUGCAUAAGGCGCUGGAGGAGAACAACAACUUCAGCCGCCUGGCGGAGGAGAAGCUCAACUACAAGAUGGAACUCAGCAAGGAGAUCCGCGAGGCACACCUGGCGGCGCUGCGCGAGCGGCUGCGGGAGAAGGAGCUGCACGCCGCCGAGGUGCGCAGGAACAAGGAGCAGCGAGAGGAGAUGUCCGGCUAAGGGCUUUGGACACAAGCACCUGGAUCCUGAGAUGAGACAAGAAGACAUUCGGGUUUUGGUUUUGUUUUCUUCAACUUUGUCUAGACGCAACUUUUGUUCCUGCUCCCUCCCUUUCCCCCUGCACUCCAGUUCAUGCUUCUCUUUCCGCACUCUGAGUUGUCCAGUCCUUGUGCCCAUUCGGUGACCACAGACUCUCUCUGGAGGAGCCAGCAGGGCAUGGCACAUGGUCCCUCAGUUCAGCACCAGAUCAGGCAGUGGCGGAGUCCCCUCUUGGCAGCCCUGUUAGCGAAUGUGAUGACCUCAAUAAAUCCAGUGACGGUGGUAGGAGCAUGUGGGUCCUUAUGCUGGGUUGUCCUCUGAGGUAACACUGCCUGCGUGUUCUCCUGUGGAAGAGGGCUGUGCACACAGGAGUGGGCAGAAGAAGAAAGUGUUGGAUGGAGAAGGACCUCUGGGCAGCAUGGGGCCAAGUCACCAUGUCAUUGUGGGCAGCCCUGGGAGUUGUGUGUGCAGUGGAGCUUUUUAGAAUUGGUGGGUGGGGCUGCAGCAUCCUUUAAUGUGGUUGCACAGGGGUCCUCUGAGACCACCUGGCCUGCAGUGAGCACCCUGCAGUCAUUGUCCAUGGCUGGAGUUGGGGUUAGGUGGGGUGUGGCCUGGCUCGAGUCUUCAGGGGAAUGGGCAUUCUCUGCCCACUCCACCAGGGACCCAUGAGUAGGCUGCCAUGGUCUAGAGGGUUGUGGGCAGUGUGACAUCCUCUGCUAGCCCCUCACACUCAGAAGUGCCCUCCUCCCAGGAGCCUCUGGCCCAGCAACGGUGUGGGGAAAACCCACUUCCCACUGUCCGCCAUCCCUGCACCCCCUGCCACAUCCUUGGAAGACCCUGUCCUUCCUGUGCCCUCUGCUCUGGUAGAAAGAUGCUCCCACAAUGCUCCUGGCCAUGGGGCUUUCAGGCUCACCUCCAGACAGGUGUGGCCAGGUGUGAGUGAGUGGCAGCUGCAAGUGCCCCUCAGGGAACCCUGAGCAGACAGCAGGAGGGGCAGGGGACCAGCUGCCUGCAGAUUCAGAUGGUGGGGGGGCAGGGUUCCUAAGCCACCUCCCCACCUGGUCCAUCCUUGGCCUUCCUGGCCUGUAGCCCCUCUGGCCAGCCUGCUGGUUGGAGGCCUGGCUCUAGGCCCCUCCUGCCAGGACCCUCCUGGGUUUUGUUCCUUUCCCUCCCUCAGCCUGGAUCUCCAGAUCUCCUAGCACCAGCCUUUGAGGACUAACACCUGCCUGGAUGUGGCAGGUAUCUGGUCUUUGUGCCACUGCAGCAUCCUCCCCUUCUCCAUGGCAGCCCCACCCCACGGGUCCCUGCUGACCGUCUUCUUGGUGGAAAGUGUGAGGGGAUAGAGUACAAGUUCUCACAGGACCCAGAGCCAGUGCCUCAGAAACCAGGUGGUUGCAGCCCCCAGUAUCCCGGGCUUCCAUCCUACAGAAACCCAUGGGGGGUGGGGUACUGCUGGUGGUCUCCCCGGGCCAAGCCAGAGAGCAUGGGUGGAUACUGGUCCUCUGUGGUGGGCUAAGGGGAAGUAGGGACCCAUGACCCCUCUCCCUGUCCCCACCAAGCCAGCCUCCAAGGGAGCGACAAGCGAGGACUGGAACCCAGUGGUGCCCACUGUGGCUUUGUGGGACUCAGAAAGGGAAGUGGAAAGGGAACUGAGGGCUGGACUUCCCUAGUGGUGGCAGCUCUCUCGUAGCGGAAGCCUAGUGUAACAUGCACCCAUCUCAUCCAUGUAGUGAAAGUGAAAACUUAAACCAACUGAAUGAUUAAAGAUAAAAACUGUGUUUAAGAAACGG
Molecule: messenger RNA, 2453 nt
Organism: Equus caballus (horse)
Lineage: Eukaryota; Metazoa; Chordata; Mammalia; Perissodactyla; Equidae
Gene: STMN3
Product: stathmin 3
Biological process (GO): microtubule depolymerization; regulation of microtubule polymerization or depolymerization; neuron projection development
Cellular component (GO): cytoplasm; neuron projection
Molecular function (GO): tubulin binding
Source: RefSeq, a predicted model, not a curated record